AUGAAAUCAAUUAAAUCCAAAGAAACAAAAAAAGAAAAAAACAUUUAUGAUCUAUUACAAACUUCUUUUACUAUUGCAAUAAAUACUAAAAAGUACAGAGAUAACAUUUUAAAUAAAGACUCUAUAUCUGAAAAUAAGACAAGUUCUAAUAAUAUUAUUAGUUUAGAUAGUUUGGCUAAAAAUAUUACUACAACAUCUAAAAUUACUAACCUUACUUCACUAACUGAAUAUCAUAUUACAAGUAAUAUUGCAGAAGCAUAUACUUUUGAAAAAACUUAUAUUCUUGAUUAUUCGCUAUUAGAAUCAUUAGAAGAACCUUGUGCAAAUUAUAGAAGUUACUCUAAUACUCAUUCAGCAUAUGAAUUUAUUAGUGCAAUUAGAAGAGUUAUUGAAGAAGCAAUUUGUCAAGAAAUUCAAAAAUCUCUAAUUUGGAGUAUUAUAAUUAAUAAGAGCAAUACGAUUACAACAACUAAAAAUAUUGCAAUUGUUUCUAAGCAUAUAUCAAAUAACUUUUCAGUUUAUUGCUAUUUAGGAAUGAUUGAGCUUAAAGAAAGAACUGCAAAUGCAAUUAUUAAUGAAUUAAAUAUUUUUUUGCAAACAAAAAAUUUACUAAUUGACUAUUUAAUGAAUAUAGGAAGUGAUAGUGCAUCUGUAAUAUUAGGAUGUAAUAAUAGUGUUGCUACACAAUUUAAAAAAAAAUCUAUACCUUAUGGAAUAUCAUUGUAUUUCUCAUCAUUUAGUAUUAGCAA
Molecule: messenger RNA, 749 nt
Organism: Scutellospora calospora
Lineage: Eukaryota; Fungi; Glomeromycota; Glomeromycetes; Diversisporales; Gigasporaceae
Source: the annotation of a GenBank genome assembly